Molecule: messenger RNA, 3771 nt
Organism: Paramormyrops kingsleyae
Lineage: Eukaryota; Metazoa; Chordata; Actinopteri; Osteoglossiformes; Mormyridae
Gene: fam20a
Product: FAM20A golgi associated secretory pathway pseudokinase
Biological process (GO): enamel mineralization
Cellular component (GO): Golgi apparatus
Molecular function (GO): protein serine/threonine kinase activator activity
Source: RefSeq, a predicted model, not a curated record
AGCACCGCAGCAGCAGCGCUCCACGCCAGAUCGGGAGGAAUGCGAACGGGGGAGACGCGGCCAGACGACUCUCGGCACCGACCAUGUGGAUGAGAAGAGACAGGCAGCUGAUGGCCGUCACCCUGGCCACUGUCUUCGCGGCCGAUGUCUACUUUGUGCUCUUACCCAGGCUGCGGGAGAGAUACGCCUUGGACGCGCAGGGAUGCCCGUGCCUGGAAGUGACUGGAGGCAACAGCAGCCGUGCCGACGUUCCCGCGACCCCAUGGCUGUCCAACGCCUCCAUGCCGCCGGCCAACAUGCCGGAAGCACUGGGGGUCACGUCCAUCUCCUCGGAGACCGGAGGCGAGGAACGGGCACCCAAGCUGGAGAGGCUUUUCACCCAUCCUCUCUACAACUUUCAAAGCCCUAAUCUUGGAGAAGAAGGUGUCCUGCUGCAGCCAGAGGAGCUAAUGAGCCACUACAGGAGGAAGGUGUCUCGCUGGGAAAGACAUCAGAGAUACUACAAUGAAGCUGCCGCAGCCUCCAACAUCUCUUUACUCAGACAUGAGGUUACAUUUGACCCAGAAGCUAGCUGGCUCAAGUUCCAUUUGGGGAUUAACCGCUAUGCCCUGUAUGCCCGUGAUGAACCCAGCAUUGACCAGCUGCUCCAGGACAUGCACAGUGCUGCUAUAAUUGGUGCAGAUUACACACAGGAUGAGAAAGCUCUCAGAGGAGUAUGUGACUGCUCGCAAGUGGUGAAGCCAAGUGGUCACCAUCUGAAGCUGGCCUUGAAACUGCAGGACUUUGGCAAGGCCAUGUUUAAGCCAAUGAGGCAAGCGAGGGAGCAGGAAACACCCGAAGACUUCUUUUAUUUUGUUGACUUGCAGAGACACAAUGCUGAAAUAGCCGCCUUCCACCUGGACAGAAUAUUAGAUUUUCGGAGAGUGCCCCCUGUGGCUGGGAGGUUGAUCAACGUCACCAAGGAAAUCCUGUACACUACACACAAUGAAGAAUUGAAAAGUGUCUUCUUCACCUCUCCAGCGAACAACACAUGUUUCUUCGCCAAGUGUUUGUACAUGUGCAAGACAGAAUACGCGGUGUGUGGGAGCCCCGACGCUCUGGAGGGCUCCAUGUCGGCCUACUUGCCUAGCCUAAGCAUCGCCCCGCGCCUCGCCAUCCCAAACCCGUGGACUCGCUCCUAUACUUUCACUGGGAAAGAAGAAUGGGAAGUAAAUCCAUUCUUCUGUGACUCUAUUAAGCAGCUCUAUCCAUACAACUCUGGGAACAGACUACUUAAUAUCAUAGAUAUGGCUAUAUUUGACUUCCUCAUAGGAAAUAUGGACCGACACCACUAUGAAAUCUUCACCAAGUUCGGAGAUGACAGCUUACUUCUCCACAUUGACAACGCCAGGGGGUUUGGGAAACAUUCCCACGACGAAAUGUCAAUACUGGCCCCACUGACGCAGUGCUGCAUAAUCAAAAGGUCGACCCUGCAGCGUCUGAGGCUGCUGUCCGAGGACGACUACCGGCUCAGCGAUGUCAUGAGGGAGUCUUUGGGCCGGGAUGCCUUGCUGUCCAUCCUCACGGAGCCGCACCUGCAGGCCCUGGAUCGGCGACUGCGGCGCAUCCUCCAAGCCGUACGGACCUGCAUCAGGAAGCUGGGCGAGACGCAGGUGGUGGCUGUCGACUUUGUGGAGUCGCACGGGGGGACCGUCACCCCCAGUGACAUGAGGUAGCACAGGGAUCCUGCAGAGGGGGUGACGUGAUCCCUGACAGAGAGAAGGUGUACGAAGCACUGGAUAACUUAAGACAUUGACUCUUAUGCACACUUUUUCCUCACAAGCUGAUCUGCUAAUGCUCCUCUUACUAAUUCACUCGAUAAGGAAAAUAAACAUGCAUUUUAUUUACUGGACAUAUCUUUACGAAGUCUGUGGUUGCCUGGGGUGUGCAUCCCUAUCAUUUGUAUAUGAAAGUGUGUAAAAAUUUACCGAAUUUAUGAAAAAGUAAAUUAUUUUUCCCAGAAUGUGGAGUGAAAAAUAGAAUAUAUUUUUUUCAUUUUUUUUGCAACAAGCUUUUGUCAGUAGUAACUUAUAUUUCAACUGAGAGAGAGAAUUGACCCGAGGCUCCUGAAGACCAGGAAAUCGCACUCCUUUUCCAUUUCGAAAUGUAAAGUGAAAAUCUUACAGGUUUUGAGUCAACAGUGCUGUUUCAUUAUUUGUUCUUAAAGGAAUUGUCUUUUACAGUCUUUACGUGUUAAUCUCAGACGUUUACAUGUAUGUUAACCUUGGACAUUUACACGUAUGUUAACCUCCCAUCGCCCAAAUGUGUCGGCAUUCUAGAAAAGGUAGGCUACUGAGCGACAUGGCUGAUGGAAAAUUAGUAAAAAUAAGACAAAAGCUGCAUUUAUUAUAAAAGCUAAGAAGUGUUAUUUUCUAAAAUAUCUGGAACCUAAAAACGUCAUUUAGUUUAAUUGACAUCUCUGUAUUACUCAUGGUGUGUGAUUAUGUGUUUGUAUGCGACCUGUAACGUUCUGGUAUCCAGUUCUGGGUGUACCCUGCCCUGUUUGUACUGGACUUGCUGCAGCCCAGCAUUGGAUAAACAGUUGUAGAAAAUCGAUCAAUGGAUGGAUGACAGAGAGCAAAUUCAUAGCGCUUUUCCUCCAACAAAGAAUUGGUUCCUUUCUGGUUGGCAAACCAGUUCAGUUUGGAACCAGAUGCCCAACCAGGAACCAGAUGGCAUUUCCACCAAUUUACAUUGAGUUUACAUUGACCUCUGUGCAGAGGUGUAAAGUUCAUGUAUUCAUACUUCGUCACUAUACUUAUACUUUUUUUGAAUUUGUAUAACACUUGAGUAUUUUAAGUUGUUGCAACUUUUACUUUCACUUCACUACAUUUCUGAGCCAAAAACUUUUUACUUGAGUAUAGGGCUGCAAAAGUAAAAUGUGAAUCAAGAUUUUUUUUUCACAGAAUAGAGAUUGCUAUUUUCUUUCAACAAUAUAUUUCUCUUUUUAUUAUUAUUAUUAUUAUUAGUAGUAGUAUUAUAUUUAGCAUUGAGAUAUGCAGACAUGCACAGUAUUUUCGUUAACAUACUGAUAUUGCCGGCCGAUGUUUAGGCCCAAAGUCUAUCAGUAUUCAAAGUUCGCAGCACCAGAACUAAAGACACAACCACUGAAAUAAUGGAGAUGAUUACACGGGGCGAUUUUCCAUAGUGGACGACGAGGGAUAUUGUCGGGUUAGUGAGAGGUCUCAAACUACCAGCCUGUGACAUGUUUAUAAUCCAUUAUCAGGGUUAAGGCUAUUACUCUAAUCAUUUACUUGAGUAACAGUUUGGUGUGGUGUGUGUACUUUUACUAAAGUAAGAAAGGUGAGUAAAUUUUCCACCACUGCCUCUAUGUGUUGCUCCUGUAGAUCAAAUGGUACACGGCCACUCAUGAUGUCAUCAAGGUUCCUGUUUAGGAUCUAUUUCUUGGUUCUCAACAGAAACCUGGUUUUAUUUUGGGGGAAACGUGCAGAACCAUUCAAAAAUAGGUUUGCGAACUGGAACGGAACCGGUUCUCUAUUGGUGGAAAAGCACUAUCAGAGAGUUCCAAUUGAAUAGAAAAUUGCCAUUAGCGUGUGCAAUGAAAGCUCAGAACUACAUUCCUAAGUGUGUGUGUAUAUACAUACAUACACAAACACAACUCUUCUGAGCCUCUUAUUGGUUCACAUAACUUAGUAAGAUAUGUCUGAGGGGAUAUAAGUGAUAUUCCAUCUGUAGGAAAGUGUCACCAAUAAAACAAUCUGCAGCCUGAAA